UGUGAAAGUGCGCAUGCGUAUAUUAUCAUGGUGGCACUGGCUGUACCAGCUGGGGAAGUUGUGAAAUUUAACAUAGUAAAGUUUUAAUAAUAGACAUGGGUUGUUAACCCUGGAAUUUAUAUAGGUGUUAAACUCUCCACAGAGAAACAGGAGGGAGAUCAUGACCGCUAACGAGGAUCAAGAGAUGGAGUUGGAGGCUCUGCGUUCCAUCUACGAGGGCGAUGAGUGUUUCAAAGAACUCAGUCCAGUUUCAUUUCAGUUUCGGAUAGGAGACCUGGAGGACUCCAAAGCGUUCAUCCUGGAUGUCUCGUGGCCAGAGACUUACCCCGAGACAGCCCCACAAGUCACCCUUGAUGCCUUUUUUAACAACAGGAUCUCUUCAGAGACCAAGCAGCUGAUCCUGUCUAAGCUGGAGGAGCAGGUGGAGGCUAACCUAGGCACAGCGAUGAUGUACACCCUGUUUGAGUGGGCAAAAGAGAACCAGGAAACCCUGAUGGAGAACCACAAGCCUGUAGUGACAGCUGUGACUUUGACAUCCAACAGUGAGGUCAUGACCACUCCCUCUACAGCCAAGAAGAAGGAGAAGAAGGAGCAGCUGACUAAAGCUCAGAAGAGGAGGAUCAUCAACAGAACAGAUCACAAAGGGGAACUGCCAAGAGGUUGGAACUGGGUUGACGUUAUCAAACAUCUCAGUAAAACAGGAGGAAAAGAUGACGACUAGGCCUGUGGGCAGCGACCUUGUGCUACUUUCUACAAGAACAUGCAGUGACGCGUGAACUAACUGCAGCCUGUUGAUGCUGCUGCUCCUGUCCUGAUGCCUUCACAUCCAACCUCACCAACAUGUCACACUCAGUAUGGCUGCUUCUACCUAGACAAUCAAAGCAGGCCGCUGGGUAAUAGUGGAGUUCAGGACACACACACACACUUCCAGCUAAACUGUGUUUUUGAGCUGGGAAUCCACAAGAAUUGAGUGUUUUUUCUGUAUGUGUUUGUGAUGUUUGUGGAAAGCAGCAAGGUGAACACAGCCUCCAGGUUCUGUUCAUCGUACAAAGUCAGCACUCAGAUAUUCUGCUCCAUCCUCCACCAGGGAGGACGUACCUGCUGUCACUGCCACGUUUUGAGUCUCUGAGAUUAGGCCCAGCUGCCAGGCGCUGGAGACAUAAAUGUUGGAUUGUGGUUAUAAAUGGAUGUGUCAAAUAAGCAUCCUGCUGUUACUCGCAGGUAUCAUGUGACUUUGUGAAAAUAGAGAAAUUUUAAUAACACAAAAUGUUACUCCAUUCACCAAUUUCUUAUUUUGACAAGUUUUUUUUCUUCCCUAUGAACUGAGAAACGUAAAAAUUUUAUAUUUAAAUAAAACCAUAUUUGGUCUA
Thunnus maccoyii (southern bluefin tuna) is the source of this 1370-nucleotide messenger RNA. RefSeq names its product RWD domain containing 4 (gene rwdd4). Lineage: Eukaryota; Metazoa; Chordata; Actinopteri; Scombriformes; Scombridae. Bases 161 to 721 code for a protein of 186 amino acids. Gene Ontology annotation, molecular function: protein binding. The record is from RefSeq and is a predicted model, not a curated record. The transcript is spliced from 8 exons.